CGUGGUAUCUGAAGGGUGGAGACUCAGCAGCAGAGAUCUCAGCUGGAGCAGAGCGGCUGUGGAUGGACUCAGAGAGACUGACUCUGUGAUCUGAAGGAGUGAACGUGUGGAUCUCACCCCACAGCCCUGGAUGUGCGUGGCUUCACAACAGCAGGAUCAAAGUAAAGGCGGAGCGGGCGAGGCGUGACCGAGAGCACGGAUGGCGAGCAACAACACGGCCAGCAUCGCUCAGGCCAGGAAGCUGGUGGAGCAGCUGAAGAUGGAGGCCAACAUCGACAGGAUCAAGGUGUCUAAAGCAGUGGCGGACCUGAUGUCUUACUGCGAAGCUCACGCCAAAGAGGACCCUCUGUUGUCGCCGGUGCCAGCGUCGGAGAACCCGUUCAGGGAGAAGAAGUUCUUCUGUGCCGUCCUGUAAACUCCACACGGCCCUUCAGCCGCCAACAUUCAGCACGAAGGUUCAAAACUCACUGAAAUCUUCUACUGGGACGGCGUGGCAAUUUGUUUUGCCCAGUUUGGCACUUAAAGAGUGAAAAAGUUAAAACAUGUAACCAGUAAACAUGUUGGGGUUUGUUGGGAUCGUGCAGCACGAUGAGGGGAUGUUGGCGAUGAUGGGAUUAAAAAUCGCCCGGUGGUGUAACGGGCGAUGGGACGACCAGCCACCAAGUCGUCAGCUUGUAUCGUGUACAAAUAAAAGGGU
Nematolebias whitei (Rio pearlfish) is the source of this 697-nucleotide messenger RNA. It is a transcript of the gene gng2, whose product is annotated as guanine nucleotide binding protein (G protein), gamma 2. Gene Ontology annotation, cellular component: heterotrimeric G-protein complex. The record is from RefSeq and is a predicted model, not a curated record. The transcript is spliced from 3 exons. NCBI's taxonomy places the organism in Eukaryota, Metazoa, Chordata, Actinopteri, Cyprinodontiformes, Rivulidae. Bases 200 to 415 code for a protein of 71 amino acids. Gene Ontology annotation, biological process: G protein-coupled receptor signaling pathway. Gene Ontology annotation, molecular function: G-protein beta-subunit binding.